Messenger RNA from Galeopterus variegatus (Sunda flying lemur), 6939 nucleotides. RefSeq names its product ATPase, Cu++ transporting, alpha polypeptide (gene ATP7A). Gene Ontology annotation, molecular function: ATP binding; ATPase-coupled monoatomic cation transmembrane transporter activity; ATP hydrolysis activity. The transcript has 22 exons. Gene Ontology annotation, cellular component: membrane. The record is from RefSeq and is a predicted model, not a curated record. The coding region runs from base 19 to 4518 and encodes 1499 amino acids. Lineage: Eukaryota; Metazoa; Chordata; Mammalia; Dermoptera; Cynocephalidae. Gene Ontology annotation, biological process: monoatomic cation transport.
UGUAAAGAAGAAGUCAAAAUGGAUCCAAGUAUGGGUGUGAAUUCUGUUACCAUCUCUGUUGAAGGAAUGACAUGCAAUUCCUGUGUUUGGACCAUUGAGCAACAGAUUGGAAAAAUGAAUGGUAUACAUCACAUUAAAGUUUCUCUGGAAGAAAAAAAUGCAACUGUUAUUUAUGACCCUAAACUACAGACUCCAAAGACCCUACAGGAAGCUAUUGAUAACAUGGGCUUUGAUACUAUUCUCCAUAAUCCUAACCCUCUCCCUGUUUUAACUGACACUGUGUUUCUGACUGUAACUGCUUCACUGGCUCCACCAUGGGACUAUAUCCAAAGUACAUUGCUCAAGACCAAGGGUGUGACAGACGUUAAAAUUUCCCCUCAGCAAAGAACUGCAGUAGUGACAAUAAUCCCUUCAAUAGUGAAUGCCAAUCAGAUAACAGAGCUGGUUCCAGAUCUCAGUUUAGAUAUUGGAACACUGGAGAAAAAGUCGGGAACUUGUGAAGAUCACAGUAUGGAUCAAGCAGGUGAAGUCAUGCUGAAGAUGAAAGUGGAAGGGAUGACCUGCCAUUCAUGCACUAGCACCAUUGAAGGAAAAAUUGGGAAACUGCAAGGUGUUCAGCGAAUUAAAGUCUCCCUGGACAACCAAGAAGCUACCAUUGUUUAUCAACCUCAUCUUAUCACAGUAGAGGAAAUAAAAAAGCAGAUUGAAGCUGUGGGUUUUCCAGCAUUCAUUAAAAAACAGCCCAAGUACCUCAAAUUGGGAGCUAUUGAUGUAGAGCGUCUAAAGAACACACCAGUCAAAUCCUCAGAAGGAUCACAGCAAAGGAGUCCAUCAGAUACCAAUGAUUCAACAGCCACUUUUAUCAUUGAUGGCAUGCAUUGUAAAUCAUGUGUGUCAAAUAUUGAAAGUGCUUUAUCUACACUCCAGUAUGUAAGCAGCAUAGUAGUUUCCUUAGAAAAUAGGUCUGCCAUUGUGAAAUACAAUGCAAGCUCAGUCACUCCAGAAACCCUAAGAAAAGCAAUAGAGGCCGUAUCACCAGGGCAAUAUAGAGUUAGUAUUGAAAGUGAAGUGGAGAGUACCUUGAACUCUCCCUCCAGCCCGUCUCUUCAAAGGGUUCCUUUGAACAUAGUUAGUCAGCCUCUGACUCAAGAAACCGUGAUAAACAUUGAUGGUAUGACUUGUAAUUCUUGUGUGCAGUCUAUUGAGGGUGUCAUAUCAAAAAAGGCAGGUGUAAAAUCCAUACAAGUCUCCCUUGCAAAUAGCAAGGGGACUGUUGAGUAUGAUCCUCUACUAACCUCUCCAGAAACCUUGAGAGAAGCAAUAGAAGACAUGGGAUUUGAUGCUACUUUGUCAGGCAUAAGUGAGCCAUUGGUAGUAAUAGCUCAGCCCUCAUUGGAAAUGCCACUUUUGACCUCAACUAAUGAAUUUUAUCCUAAAAUGAUGACACCGGUUCACGACGAGGAGCCAAAGACUUCAUCUAAGUGUUACAUACAGGUCACUGGCAUGACUUGUGCUUCAUGUGUAGCAAACAUUGAACGGAAUUUAAGACGAGAAGAAGGAAUAUAUUCUGUACUCGUGGCCCUGAUGGCUGGCAAGGCAGAAGUAAGGUAUAAUCCUACUGUCAUACAACCCCCAAUGAUAGCAGAGUUCAUCCGAGAGCUUGGAUUUGGAGCCACUGUGAUAGAAAAUGCCGAUGAAGGGGAUGGUGUUUUGGAACUUGUGGUGAGAGGAAUGACGUGUGCCUCCUGUGUACAUAAAAUAGAGUCUACUCUCACAAAACACAGAGGGAUCUUCUACUGCUCUGUGGCCCUGGCAACCAACAAAGCACAUAUUAAAUAUGAUCCAGAAAUUAUUGGUCCCAGAGAUAUCAUCCAUACAAUUGAAAGUUUAGGUUUUGAAGCUUCUUUGGUCAAGAAGGAUCGGUCAGCAAGUCACCUAGACCAUAAACGAGAAAUAAGACAAUGGAGACGGUCCUUCCUUGUGAGCCUAUUUUUCUGUGUUCCUGUAAUGGGGCUAAUGAUAUAUAUGAUGGUUAUAGACCACCACCUUGCAACUCUUCACCAUACGCAAAACAUGAGUAAAGAGGAAAUGGUCAACAUUCAUUCUUCUAUAUUCCUGGAGCGCCAGAUCCUGCCAGGAUUGUCCAUUAUGAAUUUGCUGUCUUUUUUAUUGUGUGUUCCUGUACAGUUUUUUGGAGGCUGGUACUUCUACAUUCAGGCUUACAAAGCACUGAAGCAUAAGACAGCAAAUAUGGAUGUACUGAUUGUGCUGGCAACCACCAUUGCAUUUGCCUACUCUUUGGUUAUUCUUCUGGUUGCAGUAUAUGAAAGGGCCAAAGUGAACCCUAUUACUUUCUUUGACACACCUCCUAUGCUAUUUGUGUUUAUUGCACUAGGCCGAUGGCUGGAACAUAUAGCAAAGGGGAAAACAUCAGAGGCUCUUGCAAAGCUAAUUUCCCUACAAGCUACAGAAGCAACUAUUGUAACUCUUGACUCUGAUAAUAUCCUCCUGAGUGAAGAACAAGUGGAUGUGGAACUCGUACAACGUGGAGACAUCAUUAAAGUGGUUCCAGGAGGCAAAUUUCCAGUGGAUGGUCGUGUUAUUGAAGGACAUUCUAUGGUAGAUGAGUCUCUUAUCACAGGGGAGGCAAUGCCUGUGGCUAAGAAGUCUGGCAGCACAGUGAUUGCUGGUUCCAUUAACCAGAAUGGGUCAUUGCUUAUCUGCGCAACCCACGUUGGAACAGACACAACCCUUUCUCAAAUUGUCAAACUUGUGGAGGAGGCACAAACAUCAAAGGCUCCUAUCCAGCAGUUUGCAGACAAACUCAGUGGCUACUUUGUUCCUUUUAUCGUUUUUAUUUCCAUUGCUACUCUCUUGGUAUGGAUUGUAAUUGGAUUUCUGAAUUUUGAAAUUGUGGAAACCUACUUUCCUGGCUACAAUAGAAGUAUAUCCCGAACAGAAACGAUAAUACGCUUUGCUUUCCAAGCCUCUAUCACAGUUCUCUGUAUCGCAUGUCCAUGUUCACUGGGACUGGCCACACCAACUGCUGUGAUGGUGGGUACAGGAGUAGGUGCUCAAAAUGGCAUACUAAUCAAAGGUGGAGAGCCAUUGGAGACGGCUCAUAAGGUAAAGGUAGUGGUAUUUGAUAAGACUGGAACCAUUACUCAUGGAACCCCAGUAGUGAAUCAAGUAAAGGUUCUAGUGGAAAGUAACAGAAUAUCACGCAAGAAGAUUCUAGCCAUUGUGGGAACUGCUGAAAGUAACAGUGAACACCCUCUAGGAGCAGCUAUAACCAAAUACUGCAAGCAGGAGCUGGACACAGAAACCUUGGGUACCUGCAUAGAUUUCCAGGUUGUGCCAGGCUGUGGUGUUAGCUGUAAAGUCACCAAUAUCGAAGGCUUGCUGCAUAAGAAUAACUGGAAAAUAGAGGAAAAUAAUAUUAAAAAUGCAUCCCUGGUUCAAACUGAUGCAAGUAAUGAACAGUCAUCAACUUCGUCUUCCAUGAUUAUUGAUGCCCAGCUCUCAAAUGCUCUUAAUGCUCAGCAGUACAAAGUCCUCAUUGGGAACCGGGAGUGGAUGAUUAGAAAUGGUCUCAUCAUUAGUAACGACAUAGAUGAUUUCAUGACUGAACAUGAGAGAAAAGGUCGGACUGCUGUACUGGUGGCAGUUGACGAUGAGCUUUGUGGCUUGAUAGCCAUUGCUGAUACAGUGAAGCCUGAAGCAGAACUGGCUGUCCAUAUUCUGAAAUCUAUGGGCUUAGAAGUAGUUCUGAUGACUGGAGACAACAGUAAAACAGCUAGAUCUAUUGCUUCUCAGGUUGGCAUUUCUAAAGUUUUUGCAGAAGUUCUACCUUCCCACAAGGUUGCUAAAGUGAAGCAACUUCAAGAGGAGGGGAAACGGGUAGCAAUGGUCGGAGAUGGAAUCAAUGACUCCCCAGCUCUGGCAAUGGCUAAUGUUGGAAUUGCCAUUGGCACAGGCACAGAUGUAGCCAUUGAAGCAGCCGAUGUGGUUUUAAUAAGGAAUGAUCUUCUGGAUGUAGUGGCAAGUAUUGACUUAUCAAGGAAGACAGUCAAGAGGAUUCGGAUAAAUUUUGUCUUUGCUCUAAUUUAUAAUCUGGUUGGAAUUCCCAUAGCUGCUGGAGUUUUUAUGCCCAUUGGUUUGGUUUUGCAGCCCUGGAUGGGAUCCGCAGCAAUGGCUGCUUCAUCUGUUUCUGUAGUACUUUCUUCUCUCUUCCUUAAACUUUACAGAAAACCAAGUUAUGAGAAUUAUGAAGUGCAUGCCCGGAGCCAGAUAGGACAGAAGAGUCCUUCAGAAAUCAGCGUUCAUGUUGGAAUAGAUGACACCUCAAGAAACUCUCCUAAAUUGGGUUUGCUGGACCGGAUUGUUAAUUACAGCAGAGCCUCCAUAAACUCACUGUUGUCUGAUAAACGUUCCCUAAACAGUGUUGUUACCAGUGAACCUGACAAGCACUCCCUCCUGGUGGGAGACUUCAGGGAAGAUGAUGACACCGCAUUGUAAAAGGCCGCUGAGAGCACUGCUAGUUUAACUUCUUAUGCACUGACACAGUAUUCAUGAAGUCACCUUAGCUUUUCAAAAUAUUGUUGAAGAAUUUUAUGUUGGUCUUACGCUCUUAUAUUAGGGAUUCUAUUUGAGUUGCAUUUGUCUAAUGGCAAAAAUAUCUUUUUCCGGGCAUCAGCUCUGAACCUAGCUUUAUUUAAACUGAAUUUCUUGUACUUUUUGUUUUCACUAGCAACAGAUAAGGUAGAGCAGUGAGAUUUACAACAAAUCCUACAAUUAGAAAUUGCUGAAUUGCUGCUAAGUGAUAGAUAUUUUUUUUAUUUGACCCCCCCCCCAAAAAAAAAGCCCAAAAAGAGGAUAAUUAAAAAUUUAAAGAUUUGAGAGCAUGACCUUUGAUCCUGUAUCCCUGCCCCAUUGGGGAGCAAUGACUUUCAAAUCAUUGUAUAAAGCAUGUAGUUUUAGAAGGGAAACAGUUGAAACUGUUCAAAAAUAGAUGUGCCUUAUUUAUUGCAGGCUUUCUUUCCCCUCUGCUCUCCCCACAUCCUUGUCCUUGCAGUUGCUUUCUUAGAUGCUCCAGUGUGUCUUUUAUCUUCUUUCGAGUGAGCCAAGUUUAGGUGGUUUUUCAUUGAUAAAAAUAACUGGCAAAAACUUUUCCAAUAUCUUGUUCCCUUUUUUUUGUAGCUCAAAAGACAUUAAGGGUCUGCAGGGUUCCCUGCCUCACAUCUUUCCAUUGCUGUAAAAAAUAUAUUAAUUCUUCCUUCAACCUCACUAACUCUGUGCUAGAUUUCAAUUCACUCCUGCUGAGUUGAUCUGUAAGUUAUUCUUAGUGCAGUCUAUCAGUAUCAGUCCAGAAACUUAACACUUUGAGUCUCUUCUACUCAAAAGAUUUUCAGAGAUUAACACUAUCUUUAACAUAUAUGGGUCAUAUAAAAUUACCUGGAUUCACUAAAUUUGUCUUUUUUUGGAUACAAUACAAUCACUUUGCUAAUAUAAAUAAUUUAAUAAUAGAUUUUAACUAUCUUUUAGUAUUCCAGAUAAUCUCUCAAAAUGAUUUUAAAAUAAUGUUAUUACACAAAUCUGCCUUUACCAAAAAAUACAGUAAAUUGUAAUACAGAAAUUAGAAUUUCCGUAAGUUAUGAUACCUUUUGGCCAAAUAUAUACUUUUCUCUAGUUUAAAACAUUUGCACUUGCCUAGUUUGUAUGGUUGGCAAAUUAAGGGGCUUGUUCCCUUUGCCACAUGGAUUUACAAAUUCCCCUGUGAGUGUCUGGGAGCUAAUACACUGGUCAGAGAUCUGGUACUUGUAUGACUAUUUAAAUUUCCUUGUUAAUUGCAAGAUGGAUUUCAUAUGCAGAAUAUGUAAAUGAAGAGAACUCAUAAGUAAAUUCCUAAUAUUUUGUUUCCAUUGCCAUAGGUAAAGCAGCUAGCACAAUGCCUGGCACAUAGGAUUUGUACUCAGUGAAUGUUAGUUAUUUUCUCCCCUUGAGGUUGGUAAUAAAAAUAAAAAAUCAUUUUUAUAGAACAGAGUCCAAAAUCAGGUUGGGGUGGGGGAUGAGGUUCUUUUUCUCCUAACCCCUGUCUAUUUUAUCCUUUGAUACACACACACACACACACACACACACACACACACACGUUUACAACAUUGUUCUGUGCUGUCUUUUCAGAUCUGGAAAAGAUCUAAUUUCUAUCUCAGCUAACUUAAAGAGAGAGCUGGAACUUGUGAUCUUUUGAUGAAGGUGCUAUUAAUCUAGAACGGCAAACUCAUUUUAAUGAAAUAUGAAUGAGUCUGUAUGCUUAGGCUCUUUUUUUAGACCAAUGCCUAUGCCAUCUUCCAUGCUUCUAGUCUGAGUUUUAAUAUUUGUUUCUUAUUUUAAUUCCAGUGGCCCAGCGUAACACAACUUGUUUCUUCUAGAAGAAACAGCUGAUAUGACAAAUGUAUAAUAGAUUUUUCUCACUUUAGAGCCAAAUUGAAAAAAGAAACAUGUCUCUCUCUCUCUCUCCCUCUCUCUCUAGCAAUUGAACAUAGCCAGUUACUAUUUUUAUUAUUAUGUGUCUGUUUGAGUUGUCCUCCUGCCCUCACGUGUGGGAGUAGCAGCUUAUAGUCUGGGAAUAAUCAAGGAUAUAAUUUCAGCUCUUACUACAAGAACAGAAAACAUGCUGUUUAGAAAGAGUCCUGCUUUAAAUAUCUGUAGCCACAUUUGAAUUCUCUGCCACAAGUGUCUUUUGCAAUCUUGAACUCCCAUUAGCUUCAGAGAGAAGCUGUAUUCAUAGGAGAGAGGUGAUUUAUGGAAGGAUCAAAAACAUUGCUUGCAGUUAGUAACUAGCUUUAAGUAACUAGCUACUAGUGAGAACAAAUUUUAUAAAUGUGUUUGUAUGUGUAUAUGUUUAUUCACAUACAUACACACACAUAUAUAUGUACACAC